Symbiodinium necroappetens is the source of this 3375-nucleotide messenger RNA. The record is from the annotation of a GenBank genome assembly. NCBI's taxonomy places the organism in Eukaryota, Dinophyceae, Suessiales, Symbiodiniaceae.
AUGACGCCUGAUGAGAUCAUAGAGGCGGUGUUGCGACCAACCACCGUCCUGCAUACCGAUGACUACAGCCGUUUUGGAAAUCGGCUGAAGGAGAACGGAGAGACUUUGAAGCCUUUAAUGGUCUUGAUCAAGAUGGUGCGCUCGCACCAGAUGUACAAGCCGCUUGCAGACGUGGCGACGGCUGCACGUGUGGAAGACCUGAAGCUGACUUGCGAGGACUUCAUGCUUGCAUCUGCCAAGCUGGUGCAGCGCUCGAAGCUUGAGUCCCUCAGCGCUUCAAAGGAUGCUGUGGCUUGCAAGAAGACCGCAAAAUACCUCGGCCCUGUCCAGGGCAGGGUGCGCCCAAACUUCGGCGCUCACGUGAAGGGAGCAGUCGCUGCAAGGUGUACGUGGUGCGGCGAGUCGCAUUGUUUGGGGGAGUGCAUUGCCAAUGGGCAGAAGUGGAAGUGCAAAGGUUGCUAUUCGACGGAAAGAUGGUUACAAAGCAGUUACAAGUCAACCAACCGAAGCCACCAGUGGACGUCGAUGUCGAUGGAUGAGCGUCGCCAGGAAAUCCUCAAGAACCGCUCCAGCCAUGGACAAAGAGGCACCAAACGCCAGUUUGUGGCACGAGAAGAGGCGAGCGUGGUUGACUCCGUGGGCUCAAGGGCGAGCACGCCUUACUUGAACAAAGUACAGUUCAAGAGACUUGGCACCAAGCGCUGGGCCUGGAGUGCUGCCACAGCGGAGGCCAAGUGGAGAGACGCCUUAAAUGACGCAAGGGUGCCGAAGAGCAAAGACGAGGAAGGCUGGAUUACUGUAGCUAAGUACAGUGCUGCAUCCUUGGAAAGUGGAAGGACAUUGAACCAUUCCCGCGGAUUGGUGAAAACCGACGACAUCCAGAACGUCGGCCAGCUGAACAGCGACACAGGCCUUUUCAACUUGAGCGAUCUCCCGAGCCUUCCUGGACUGCAGAACAUGCAAGCCAAGAGCGGCAUGGCCAAGAAGCGCGCAAAGAAGAUGAAGGCGGACAACGGCUCAAAUCCUCCUCCCUUGCAAGAUGACAACGUGGGCAAAGCCCAAAACAACCUGAAGGUGAAGAAUGUGAGGUCGACCAUGCCGAAAGUCGCUUCCGCCGUGGCGGUGGCCGAGCAGACGCUCGACAAGUUGACCGCGUCUUUCGUUGACGUUUGUGCAUUUAGCCCAGCGCUGCUGAAGGAAUCCGAGGAAUGCACUGACAAGGAUUUCUUGGAGAGGUUUGAGGAGGACAUUGCUGAUGCGGAGGGGCGCUUGUCGCCAACAGCUGAACACGUCAAGCAAAGAGUUGUGAGUCACGGUUCAGACGACGUGCCUCAGAAGAAGGAGAUUGUCAAGUACUCGCAGUGUCACAAGUCCCUGAUGCAAGCUUGUACCAAACUCCAGCAGUCUUUGGUCAAGCAGUCUGCCUCUGUACAGAACAAGCGUGCGCGGGACAAGAAGGCUGACGCACGGAAGCUGGCCAAUGAAAAGAAGCUAGAAGUGCAGCGGUGCGCGGCACUUGAGGAUGAGCAGCAAGGCAUCCGAGGCUUGCCAUGCUUCGAGCACGUGCCAGACCUGGAGUCGGCUCCUGCUGAAUCCAGCAAACCGCAUCUAGACUUGGACGGAGUGGAUUCCAUCGACAUCAGCGGGGAGGAGUUCUCGUGCUGUACAGUGGCCGCACCGGACAGCCAGGGAGUGUUCCUUCCUCUGGUUGAGAUCCAGAAAGCAGAGCAAGAAGCCACAGCCACAGCCGAGGAAGAGUCCGAGGCAGCCUCUGCCUCUGCAUCUAAGGCUGCUGCGAAACAGACGUGGCACAAGUUGGAUUUCGAGGAGUGGGACCAGUGGCUGGACGCUCGAGUGUCGAAUGGUUCGGCCGCCGUGUUGCUCGACAAGAUGAAUUGGGCGACAAAGAAGUACCUGAUGUUGCCAGAGCAUCGCUGCAAAGCCCUCGACAAUGCUUUGUCAGCAACGGUGCAUCUGUGCCCCAGCGAAUCACUUUACAUCGGUUUGACCCCGAUGGGCUGGCCUCAUCUGCAACUUCAGCUGCAAGGGCGUCGAUAUGUGUUUGCUGUGCCUGUCAAUGAUCUGAGCAAGUUGUAUUCGGAGCAACAGAACGAACAGCCUGGUGACUUGGUGGAGCUUUGCAACUUUCUCCGGGGGCUCAGCAAAGACGAAAUUCAACAGGCCAAUGGGGCUUGGUGUGUUCUUCAGCCCAACAUGGCCGUCUUCAUUCCUGCAGGUUGGGCAUUUGUUGCCGGCGACACCAAGGGUUCGGCUUCGGUGCACAUGCCUUUCGCCACGGCCAACCACCUCCUCGCAAUGAGUCCAGAGAAGAUGCAGGAAGCCAUGCGGCUAACCAGCGAGACCGCUGCCAUGAGGGCGUUGAACAAGAGUUUGCGGGACGGUAUGCUUCUGAGGGACAGGAUAGCAGGAGCAGCAGGCUUGCAACAGCCAUUGCCAUUGCAGCCCUUGCAAGCAGGCGAUAGCGCACCCAAAGACCGCGACAUCAAAAAGCGCAAAUCCGAGCCAGAGACGCCGAAAUCCGAUCGCAAAAAGGUGCCGGCCGGGCUGGAGGAGUUGGCCCCAACAGCGGCAGAGGAUAUGGACGUGCAGAACAUGUUGGAUGAGAUAGACGCCCCAGAUGCGGACAUGGCAGCUGCGAGUGCCGAGACGCAGAAAAGCAAGGAUGUCGAAUUGAGAGGGGAAGCGGAGCACGGCUCUUCCGAAGCAGCGAUUGCGACUGCAUCGACGAUUGGCGACAUGCCGAAGGAUCCAGCAGAGGAGGACACCGAGAUGAAAGAGGCCAUCGGCCGGAUGUGGCUUUCCUGGCUUUCCUUCACGGUUCGCGGCAAGCGGUGGCACAAUAGCACAGCACAGCUCUACAUUUCUCGCGUCCAUGGAGGAGGCAGGCAGUUCCAGAACCGCUUGAAGAAGAACAUGCAGAGGCUGGUCAGUCGGCGCAAGCAGAUGCAGUGGAAUGCCCCGUUGCUGCUCAGGAGGUUGGCGGUGCUCAAGCCUGCGCACCGGCUGUCUGAGAACGGGCAGCUGAUGUUGCACAGUGCGACCGCGAUGUCGUGCAUCAUGGCGGCACUGGAGACACCAGGCCAAGGCGAGAUUGGGAAGGCCAGCGCGGCCGCCACCAAUGUCAAGUCCGAGGGCCACGCCGAAGACACCUCGGCCCUCAUCGAGGCAGCUCAUGUCUUCGGUGAUGGUGAAGUCAUUGACCUGAUGUCUGAUGCCGAGGUAAUCGAUGACGACGACGAUGAAAAGGAUGCAGAAGACAACCUCCGGGCAUCGACGUCGAUUCCGCCGAUCCCCGAUCCCGGUCAAGGCGGCGUCGCUGAAGCGACGCGUCAGUCUGCCGUUUUCUGCUUUUAA